AUGGCGGACACAGGUUUUCGUUUUCCUCGUCGCAAGAAAGGUGCUAAAUCCCACCCAAAAGAUGCUCCAUUUCCUGUUCCCAUUCAAAGUAUCACGUCCAAAGAGCCUUGCAGUGAAAGAUGGUAUUAUUACACUGGACAUUUCAGAGAUAAUUGUGUGGUAAUUGAAGAUCUAGGCGACCUUACUUUUCUCUAUAGGAUGGUAAGUCUCCAGGGGUUAAGUAAAUCAUAACUUUGAGGUAUAUUUACGUUUACUUUUCAGCACAUUUAAUAUACUAGAGUUAAAAUAUGAAUUAACUCUAUGCCUGCUUAGUUCAGAUUCCUAUUCCAUUCCCAAGCCUUGUCUGAUGUUUGUGGUGUUGUUACUUUUAAACGGAACGCGCACUUAUACUGUGUUUUUAUGUUGCAGGGUUUCUUUGGUAAAGGUUUCCUAUCAAGAAGUAAACCUGAAUAUGAAGUGAUUUCAAAUAUUUCACAAAAGGCUUUUUCAAAGUCUGAAAAACUAAGAAGAUGUAAGUGCAGAGAACUGUUAAUUUUAAUUGAUCAUAUAUUAAAAUGUUCCGGAAAAAAGAUUACUAUAGCAUAAUAACUUUGUAACUUUAUUAUUAUAUAAAUAACAACUUUUAUUUUAGCCAUAUGUUUUCUAUUUCUCAUAGUACCACCAAAAGAAAGAGAAAUCAGACAAUCAAAGUUUCGAGUUAUAAAAAAAGAACGGUAAGAACUUAUUAACUCUCUUGCCACCUAAUAUUUUAGACGUUGAUUCGACUGCCAAUAACGUUAAGCUUGCUGCAAAUGCUUUUUUUUUUACGUGAUGGCUGAUAUGCUGACUUUUAACCUUUUUUAUUAUUUAUUUUAUUUUAUUUUCUUUUCUUUUCUUUUCUUUUCUUUUCUUUUCUUUUCUUUUCUUUUCUUUUCUUUUCUUUUCUUUUAUUUUAUUUUAUUUUAUUUUAUUUUAGUUUUUUCUUUGGAAGCUUGUAGAUGUAGAUGUACAACAAAAUUGCUUUUAAACCUUAUGUAAGUUUCUUUUGACCUAGGAUUACAUUAUUAAUAUUCAUUUUUUUACAUCGUACAUCUUUAAUUUCAAUUAUCAGGUUUAAAAAUCAUAAGCAAUGGUGGGAACAGAUAAAUGGUGCAAUUCUCACGGAUGAUCCUUUGAAAUUGGAGGCUGAAGAAGCUGAGGAGGCUGUAGAUACUUGCAUAGAACGUCCCCAACAUCAUCAAGAGAUUACGGUUGAUUCAGAAAAUAUUGAAAGUCUUCCUAAUGAAGAGGAUGGAAGUCCAUCUCCGAAAAGAAUUAAAAUGGACAUUUUUUGUAGUGAGAGUGAACUUCAUCAUGAUCAUCAGGAUGGAAGCUGUACUGAAGAGAUCAGUGUAAACUCAAGCGAUGAUGAAGAUAGUACCAGAUGUAACUCAGGGGAAGACACUGAUGCAGAUGUUACUAACAGAGAAUUGGAAGAGGUUGUUCAUGAUGUCAUGAGGAAAAGGUGUUGAUCAAGCCCUGAAUACCAUAUUAUUUCAUUCGGCUAUGUGAGAAGAGUUGUCCAGUAGAGCUAGGGUACAUGUAUGAACAGUGAAGUGUGAUUGGGGAACUGCUCUGUUAAUAUUAUACGUGAAAAUGUAAAGUUCAACCUCCCAUAAGCAACCACUUAAAAUGCAAAGAGUUAGUGUUCACUUACUGGAGGUGGUUGCUUACAAGAAAUAUUGAACUACAUAGGCUCUCUCCAAGAAAUGGUUCUGACACAUGUGCUUUUUGGAAGAGAAAUAAUUGCAAGCAAUUUCUAAGUUUGAUAUAUUUGUAGUUCCAUGUUGGCAUUGAAAGUUUUUUUGCAUACUCAGAGUGGCUUAAGUACAUUUUAGCAAAAAAAGAGACUUCACCAAUGCAGAAAGUGGGCUCUUACAAGUGGUUAAAAAAUGGAAAAUUUUUCAAUCGUGAGCCCCAGAAGUGUUUGUGAUUGCUUAGGAGAGUUGGUCGUUUACAAGAGGUUCUAACUUUAAUAGGGCUUUGACUGCGAAAAAUUUGGUCUUUUGGAGAAGUAGUCGCUUAUGGGAGGUGGAUGAUCACUUAAAUAGUACAGGUGUAAUAUUGAUCUAUUGUCUUUCAAACCAGUAGUCAAAACAAGUCUGAUAAAGUGAAUGAAGAUACCAAACAAACACAAAUUAAAAGCAAAGGCAAAAAGCAAGAAGACCCUUACAAAGUCUUUGAGCAUCUGCAACUGAGUUUGGAGGAGGUUUGCAAAACUUUCAAAGUUUAUUAAGUAUUGCCUAGUUUCAAACCAAGGGAGAAGACUGGGUACAAUUCGCUUUAUUAUGGGAUAAACAACACGAGAACCUUGUAGUCAGAAAGAGCACAUUGAGGUUAGCAGCAUUCUCAAGUUUGGUGUUUACCGGGCUUACAAAAUGUAUACGAGAUACAGCCAUUCAAAAACUUCAGAACUUACUAAGAAAUAUAGAGAUGUCCAGCCCAGCACUCUAUACAUCUCUUAUUAAUUUUCAAGGUUUUAAAUGGCUAUAUCUUGACUUGUUCAGUAACUGCCCGAUCAACACCGAACUUUAGAGAUUUCUUCAUCUCAAUGAGCUUUUCCUGACUAUGUGGGUCUCAUGUUGUUUAUCCCAUAAUAAACUGAAUCAUACCCAGCCCUCCUCGGUUUGAAAUUAGGCAAAUAAAGAUUUAAUAUACACAGAUAACUGCUUAACUACAUGUAUAGAUCAAAACUUCAUGUACAGGUCACAGAUGACAUAAAACAAAAGACUUCUUUGUUUUCUGUUCAGGGAAAAAUCAGUGCUUGGUUUUGUUUCAUGGUUUUUGUUUUUGUUUUUGUUUUUUUGUCAUCUGUGUCCAGUACAUGAAGUAAGUGCCUAACUAUAAGCCCAAACAUAUAACCCACACUCUAAAACUAUGUGAGUUAUCUUGACUUAUAUUUAGGGUUGGGAGAGGAGACGUGGAGCCUGUUGUCUCUUUAAUAUUCUUGUUCAGUUCUGUAACUUUCUGUUUCAGUUCUGUACAUGUACUAUAGGUGUAUGUAUUAAACUCUUCUAGUUCUCCCGAUCCUUUUAUGUAUUUGUAUAUACUCUACAAUGUUUCUAAUUUUCCAGUCUUUCAGUGAGAAGAACCAGUGAAAGAUUACAACAUUAUCUGAUGCAAUUUGACUUCUAAUUCAGUUUAUCUUGUAGGCAUUUUUCCUCUCUUACGGACUUGGAUGCCUCUCAGUAUUGGAUAGCAAUAAGGUAGGCAGUAUGGCCUAAUAUUUUAAGGUGGUUAGCCUUUUAUUUGAUCAAAUUGUUAAUAUCAAAUUAAUUAACCAUUAUGUUUUGAUUUUUUAUAAUAGAAGCCCAUGUCCUUGAGUGAAAUGUGGUGUUCAUUUUGCACUGGUAAAAGAAAUUUCCUUCCAAGUUAUAUAACUUAUCACUACUUCAGAUCAAAAGGCUGGGUGCCUAAGAUAGGAAUCAAGUAUGCAACUGAUUUUGGUAAGAUUAUUGAUCAGAAGCACUUUUUGAAUACACAUUGUGCAUGUCUCAACAACAUCCUUAAGGCAGUUGUCUAACACUUGAGGUGAUAAUGUAAACCCAGUAGCAGGGGUAGGGAGCCCAGGAUUAAAAAAGAAAAAAAUAGUGUAAGGUUCAAAAUCAGCCAUUAGGCAACAAAAAUGUCUGGAACCUAAUUGAAUGAAUUAAGCAAAGAGCCUAAUUCAAGAGAUUCUUAAAUUUGCUGGAUACAAUAAAUAAUAAUUUUUUUGUAUAUUUGUCAUUAAAGUAUGAAUAUGUUUUUUUCAGUUCUUUACAAAGAGGGCAUGCCCUUUUACCACUCAAGGUAAGGGUUUUAUAAUUUUUGCACAUUAAGAACAUAUUCUCUUCUUUUUUUUUUUUUCUCAGUGAUAUCAACCAAGAAAGUAAAUAAAAUUUUAAAAUUUUAUUUUAAUAAUUCAGCCUAUGGCUGCAAGGUAUUAAGACAAUAAAGCAUCUAUCUAUCCAUUUUAUUAAUUUAUCACAUAUCUUUUCUUUCCUGUUUGAUUCUGAAUCUCUGUACAGCCACCCCCUCCCCUCUUAGUCUAUCUUGAGUUAAUUUCAAUAAAAUCAAAAUAGCAAGUGUACCCAUUUUCUUUCAGUUAUUCAGUCAUUGUCCAAAUGGUUGACUCACAAUCACUGGAAGUUGACAAAAACAGCAAUCCUUGUAGGCAGCUAUCAUGGCCUCAGUUGUGUGGAGUGAGUCGUGUCAGUGGUCAUGCUGCUAAGGUGAGACACCAAACUCUCACAGCUCUAAAUCCAUUUUUCACUUCUUUUCCCUUUCUUUCAUGUUUGGCAGCCUUCCUCUAUAACUGUGGUACGUAGCCCUCAAGAAUAUUAAGCAAACUGCCAAGGAGAAUCCAUGAAAUCCUAAACAGUACAGACUGUUACCAGCCCUGUCAAAAUGUAUUGUGGCAAAUUAAAGGCCAGCAAGAGAAGUAGGUAGCAAAAUAUUAAUACCAAGUCACCCCGGUCUACUGGAGGAGAUAAGCAGAUUAUUAAAGUAGCUGGGACAUUUUGACAGAGCUGUUAUUACAUAUACAUGUCUGUAAAUAUAGCCAUUACCUAAGAAGUGAGUUGCCAUUUUAUUCCCAUGUGUAACAACUAAAAAAUGAAAUUGAACUCAAAGUAUUUUUUACCUCAUGCAAAAGUGGAUCAUUCUAAUUAUAGUAAAUUGUUUGUUUUUAGGAAGUGAUGAUAUGUUAUGUCAUUAAACCAUCAGGUAAGCAUGUUUUCAGGGAAACAGCUUUCCUCUAUAAACCUACAAAAACUCUGGGCAAGGUGCAGACUAAUUAAGGCACUUCAAGAAUACUGAAACAUUUGCCCACGUAUUCUAUCUUUGUCAGAUACAAGAACAAGGGCUACACUGCAAAUUCUUUUAAAACAAAUGUUGAUUCAUUAAACACUAAUGCUUGGACAAUUCAUGCUCUUUUUUUGUUUCUUUUUCAUAUUAUUGUAAGUAGAUAUGACCAAAGAAGAAAUGAUGUCACCAAAUUGUAUCCCAAGAUUUAAAUUACAGGUAAGUUUCUCUGGUACAUGUAGCUCUGUCUAACCCUUAGGGAAGUAAGCCAUAGCCUGCUUAGCUCAGCAGGACUGUUAUGUGCAGGGUACUUUCUUUGCAGUAAGUGGAGCUGCAAGGGAAAUUCAAUAAUCUCCGCCACUAAAGCACAAACAGCACUCACCCGCAAAUCCCACCAGCUCUAUGCAGGCUAACUAAGCCUGUAAGGAGGCCUUUUUAGGUGGGGUUGGGCCAAGGAGGAGGGGGGGGUACAUAUGUCCCUAGUCUGAGUUUUAAAACCUAUGUCCCUCUCCCCAUUUUAACAUUGUACAGUGGAAGCUCCUAACACUCUAGUAAGCGGACAGCUCUACUUACAGCCUCCUGCCCAAGACCCUGCUUUUUGCAGGCUCCUCUUGGUACCUGCAAUCCUAAUCUCCAAGUUGUUAUUACGCAUGUGUCACUUGUAUGUAGCCAGCAUUUAGGACUUCCACAAAGAAUGUUUGGAAUUCACAGAAUGUACUUCGAUCAUGCACGUCUGGGACCCACUAUCACCUGUAAUCUGAUCACGCGUGUUUUGACCACCUGUCUCAUGAAACUUACACAAAGAACAGCCCCGGAGCAAAAGCAUUUUGUCGCCUGCACUCCGUAACCUUUACAAUUUACAAACUCUGUAUUUUUACAUCCCAGUAAGCAGCCAACUCCAGUUACAGACACCUUUUUUGUGUCCUGAGGGUGUCUGAUCACGAGAGCUUCCUCUAAGAUUAUUUGCUUUUUUGUCACUGUCACAGUUUCAAUCCAUGUUUGUGUUGUUUGUCGCAAAUUCAGCUGUUAUAUCGCUGUUUCAAGGCCAUGUCAUUAGUCAAACUUAUACCCUAACAGGACCUUAGUAAGCUAGUAGGAGUUUUGUAUGCCAUUAACCGGCUCUGGAUUCACUCUUACUAAUAAAAGGCUAGCAGUUCAAACACCAGCCUUUCAAUCUUUGUACAGCUGCCCCUUUUCCCCCAAUAAAAUCAGAAGACUCCUUCCCCAAUUUGUAUCUUGGUGAGGGGACAGCUCAACUAAGCAGGCUAAACUAACCUUAUCAACUCAGUUGAUAUCACCAAUGUUUGUGUUAAAAUAUUGUUCUGUCCCCAGAAAUCUACACUACUGUAGGUAGUAACAAACUCAGGGGCAGCAGGGUUGUGCUUGUGCAGUGCCUGGUUGCCCGCCCCUGGUGCCUUACUUUUGCUGGAUCAUCAUACGUUUCUGGGAAACUGCCCACCUACCCCUCCCCUAAGCAUUAACAUUAACACUCACUUCUCACUUAGGGGAAAUGUUGGCUUAGAGGAGGGAGGGAUGGGCAGUUUCCCAGAAAUAUGUAAUGAUCCCUUUUGCUCUUGGAUGACUGGGAAAUCCUAUGCUGGUCACCCUGAAUUUCACAGGAUUAGAGAACCAGCUUCCCUUUGAUUUUUCUUAUGGUGUAGCCUUGCAGGAUGCACAAUUUUAUUGAACUUCCUUCUGAUUUUUUUUCAACAGGAAGUUGUUCUUCGAAGGUGGAUUCCCAAAAGAGCAAGAGAACCAGACAAAGACAGAACUUAA
This is a messenger RNA of Porites evermanni, 6576 nucleotides long. NCBI's taxonomy places the organism in Eukaryota, Metazoa, Cnidaria, Anthozoa, Scleractinia, Poritidae. The record is from the annotation of a GenBank genome assembly.